Jaculus jaculus (lesser Egyptian jerboa) is the source of this 354-nucleotide messenger RNA. RefSeq names its product endogenous retrovirus group K member 7 Pro protein-like. The coding region runs from base 1 to 354 and encodes 117 amino acids. NCBI's taxonomy places the organism in Eukaryota, Metazoa, Chordata, Mammalia, Rodentia, Dipodidae. The record is from RefSeq and is a predicted model, not a curated record. Gene Ontology annotation, biological process: proteolysis. Gene Ontology annotation, molecular function: aspartic-type endopeptidase activity; nucleic acid binding. The transcript has a single exon.
AUGAAUUCUUGGCCCAAGUCUUGGCCCCUGCAGAAAUCUUCUCAGACCCUUCAAGGACUGGGAUAUGCAGAAACACCCCAGAUGAGCGCAAAAGAACUAACCUGGUACACCGAUGAGGGACAGAAGGGAAAAAUACAGCCUUUUGUAUUGGCAGUACCAAUCAAUUUGUGGGGUCGGGACAUUCAGUCCCAGUUGCGCCUCCGUCUGACUAAUGACUAUUCGGAGGCUAGUAAAAAUAUGAUGAAAAUACAAGGCUUUGUCCCAGAACAGGGACUGGGAAAAUUCCUCCAAGGACGUCCAGACCCAAUCAUCCCAAAAGAAAAGUUGGGCCGCUCUGGAUUGGGUUUUUCCUAG